Messenger RNA from Scophthalmus maximus (turbot), 2145 nucleotides. Its product is annotated as polymeric immunoglobulin receptor. The transcript is spliced from 7 exons. The coding region runs from base 295 to 1455 and encodes 386 amino acids. NCBI's taxonomy places the organism in Eukaryota, Metazoa, Chordata, Actinopteri, Pleuronectiformes, Scophthalmidae. The record is from RefSeq and is a predicted model, not a curated record.
UCUAUCAUUUCUGACAUAAUGAUUAAGGGACUUCCCAGUGACCCACGGUGUUUUUCUUUUCACACCACUUGUUUCCUGUUUACCGUCAAUGCCGAGACGCAAUAAGGUAAAACAGGAAGUGAUUAGGAUUCAUAAAUAAAAGGGGGAAGGACAGAGAGAGAAGUGUUGGCAACUAUUUUUUGGGCAAUUUAAGAGAGGAAUUCAGGAAACGCAACACUUUGAAACCGAACCGACACAAACGGACAAUAGGAAACAGAAAUAAGGAGCGGGAGUGAGACGAUCAGAAAAAGCAGAAUGAUGAAGAGCUUCCUCCUCCUCAUCGUCCUCUCACUGAUCACAGGCUGCGAGGCCAGAGAAGAAGAAGUAGAAGAAGAAGAAGAAGAAGAAGAAGAAGACAGAUGCCAGGGAGGAUGGGUCGAAUUCACCUGCAAAUAUCCCAUAGAAAAAGAAAAGUAUCAAACCAUCAAGGUCGUCUCUCCCAGUAAAGUUUCCAUAGAGAGCAGUCGACAGAACGAGUGGGUCGACGACGGGAAACUUUCCCUCUACCAUAACACGAGUGAUCGAUCUGUCAGGGUCGUCGUCAAAUCACUAACAAGAAGUGAUUUGGGGAAAUACCGGUGUAAAUUUGACCAAAGACAAACCGAAACAAAUCUGAAACUGAAACAUGCCCGCUGCCAGAAUCCGAGAACUGAGUCUGCAACAGAAAAGACCACACACACGAUCACAUGCGACUUCUCAGGCAAGUUGAAGAAGAGAGAAAAGUUUCUCUGCAAAGAGGAAGGUUCUGGGUGUGUGGAAAUUCAGUCAACUGGGAGGUUCACACUCACAACCAGCAGGCGUCGCCUCGACGUGUCCGUCAGCAGCGUGUCGUCACAGGAUGCUGGUGUCUACUGGUGUGGACUGCGAUCAGAAGACAAGAAUAGCAGAACUGGACUCGGACGAAUACAGCUGCAGGUUCAGAUUCCUCCAACUGCAUCAACACCGUCCAUCCAUCAAUCCCCUGUAUCCUCUACUUCCUCCGUCCAGUCAACCACUGUGUCUGCUGGGCGUCGUGAGGCCACUUGGUUACCCGGUGUAAUCUUUGGAGUCGUCUCAGCAGCUGUUUCGGUGCUUGUGUUUGUUCUCAUCUACAGACGAUACAAGGGUUCAAAAACCACAAUAAAUGAAGACGCACAGAGCGAGGAUCACGGCUAUGCAGAGAUAGAAGAGUGCCCGCAGAAGUCGCACUCGGGAACUGGAGAGAAAACACUUUACGUCACUGCCAACUUCCCCACAAACCCCUCUGCCUUCACUCAUCCGCCCGACGUCCAGUCUCAACUCGGCUCUGGUGACGUGAGUGGUGACACAAGUUACAACGUGGGGGGCCACGACCAGCGUCCCGCCUCCUCUACUGUCAAUCAACCGUCCAGUUCCUCUGAAAACCCCCCUAGCUUUUCCAACGACAGUCUGCACUGAGGAAGACCAAGUCCAGUUUCUUAUAUUUCAUUCAAAUAUCUUAAGAAACAAAUGCAAAGCUUGAGCUUCAGACAGCAGAAAAUCACAUCUGGCGUUUUUGUGCAAACCUUUCUAAAGUUCAAGAUAACAGCAGCUGAUAAAUGUGCUGUACUGUGGUGUGGUUUAAUAAGUUGUUAUCCUCUGUUCCUUUUGGAAAAAAUAUGUAAAUACGAGGAAAAACUUGCUAAACUUAUUGCUGAGACAGUGUUUAAAGACUGUUAGGUGUUUAUAUAUUAAUAUAAAGUAUUUAUCUUUAUGAUUUAACAAAUUUCUUUGGAAACAUGCUUAAUGUUAAUUACUGUUCAAGGAAACAAGACCCAGUGUUUGGAGGCCUGAUUGUUUGGGAUUUUAAAUUUGUCUUUGUGUCGAUGUAGAAACAAACUUUCACUCAUUUUGUUCAGAAACAAUUGUUUUGUGAUGGAACGUUCGUGAAAUAUCCCAAAAGGUUUGGACGAAUCUAUAGUCUACUUCGUAACUCUCUACUCUACAUCACCAUGAUCAUCCAGAGGAUGGUGCUGUUGAAUAUCUGAUUCAUUUCAUUAUUCCACAGGCGACAGACAUUUCCUGAAUCACCUUUGACGUUUUCACUCUCUCUGCGAACUGAAUUCUGAAAGUCACCUGUUUUAUUAAACAAGACGUAACAAGCUUUCA